This is a messenger RNA of Malus domestica (apple), 1041 nucleotides long. RefSeq lists its product as uncharacterized. Lineage: Eukaryota; Viridiplantae; Streptophyta; Magnoliopsida; Rosales; Rosaceae. The record is from RefSeq and is a predicted model, not a curated record.
AUGGGUGAUAGCGCAGACAUGAAGUCAACCUCUUCAUGCAUGACUUCGCAUCCAAAGUGGGAGAGUCCUAAUCAUCCACUUUAUCUCCACCAUUUGGACCAACCUGGUGCAGUCCUUGUGCCGGAGCCAUUGGUGGAAGACAAUUAUAGUACAUGGGUUCAAUCCAUGACCAUGGCCUUAACGGUCAAGAACAUAUUAGGGCUUGUUGAUGGGACAAUCAAGAAGUCAAGUGAAGAUGAACAUGAAGAAUUGCAGCAAUGGAAUCGAUGCAAUAAUAUGGUUAAGACAUGGCUCUUAGGAUCCAUGUCAAAAGAAAUCUCAAGUAGCGUCAUCAAUUGCAAGGAUGCAAGGCAGAUGUGGCUUGAUUUGCAAGAAAGGUUUUCUCAUGUGAAUAUUGUUCAAUUGUUUCACAUAGAAAACGAGAUUCAUGACUAUGUGCAAGGCAACAUGACAGUGAGUACAUAUUUCACCAAAUUAAAAAACUUGUGGGACGAACGUGACGUGUUAUGUUCUAUUCCUGCAUGUAGUUGUGAUACGAAGAAGGAAAUCAUCUCUUAUGUUGAAACCCAGAAAACAAUGAAAUUUCUCAUGGGUUUAAAUGAUUCUUAUUCCAUUGUUCGUAGUAAUACCCUUCUUCUUGAGCCUUUACCUACAGUGAACAAGGCCUACUUUCUUGUUCUUCGCCAUGAGAGACAGGCAGAAGUCUCAAGUGGAAAGCAUACUUUCCAACCUGAAGCGGCAGUUUUUGCUGUGAAGAAUGGUGGCGGAGAAACUGAACCAGAAGAUGGUGGUCUUCGCUGUGGAAAAUGUAACAAGAUAAAUCAUAGCACCAAAAACUGCUGUGCUCAUCUCAAGUGCACUUUUUAUGGGUGGAAAGGUCAUUCCUUCGAAUAUUGCCACAAAAGCAAAACGGCUGCUGAAACUGAACAAAGCCACUCAUCCACUUCCAAGGGCAACCAAGUUGCCAUGCACGACAAAAAGGACGGGAUGCCAAACUUUCCUUUUUCCAGGAAGAUUGCAAGCAGAUACUCGCAAUGUUGA